GGGCUGCUCACUGGGCUCUGUCAGUUCUCAAGCUGAGCUGGGGCUUGGAUAUUAUAUUAGACGUGCCUCAGCAGUGAGUUCUCACUCUGGCUGGGCAGAAACUUUCCACAGCUAAGGGGGGAAAGGGUGGGGAAGAGCGACUGUCCUGAGGACACCCCUCAUUUGCAGGAUAUGGAGGGCAGACCAGCAGAGACCAAUCCAGAGGUGGAGAAGUCAGCAUCCCUAUCUGUGGCUCAGCUGGCAGGAAAGUUCAAGGAGCAAGCAGCCACCAUUUCUGGAAAGGAGAUACCAGCUAAUAAACCAACCCGGAGGAAACCACCAUGCUCCCUUCCCCUACACACCCAAAAGUUGGAGCUGGGCCACAGUGGGGAGCCGAAGCAGUCUCCAAAUGCUUGUCCCCUUCCCAGGGUCAAGGUGAAAAGCUCUCCCCUGAUUGAAAAACUGCAGGCCAAUCUGGCAUUUGCUCCAGCUGCCCUGGUGCCAGGUACAUCUCCAAAAAGCCCAGGUCUGAAAGUCAUACCAUCUCCCUUUAGCACUCCCCCUUCAACUCCCAGUAGCCCCGGCAUCCAGUCCCAUUCCAGUGAAUCGGAUGAGACACCAGUCAGUUUUGAUCAACCACCAGAGGGCACUCACCUGAAGUUUUAUAACAAGGUGCGGACACGGGGAUCACUGAAGCGCAGACCCCCUUCCAGGAAAUUCCGAAAGUCCCAGUCAGACUCCGGAGAUGGUGAAGAUUUAAGGGCGACUGGAUCAUCUCAAGAAAAUGGGGUCAAAGAAGAGGAUGGUGAUGAGGUAUUCGUGCCUAAGAGUCAGAAAGAGGAGUCACAGUCACUUGUGUGUGAAACAGGAAGUAAACUGAUGCAGAAACAGAUAGGAUCCAAUGAAAAGCCACCCUCAGGGAGAGGGUCCAGCAGGACAGAAAACAAAGAGGAGAGAGAAAAAGAAAUAGAAGCAGUGAAACCACGCAAGAGCAGCACAGGAGAUAAGGAGAAGCCGUGCCAGAGCCCUCCAGGGGAGGAAGAGAGGAAGUCAUCCCAGAGCACGCCAGAGGAGAAGCCAUGCCCAAGUACCAUGGGAGAUAAGGAUAAGAAGUUGUGCCAGAACACCCCAGAGAAUAAGGAAGGGAGCACCCUGGGGGAAAGGGAGGGUGGCAAUGCCUCUGAACAGGAAAAAAGGAACAAAGAAAAUAAAGAGGUGAAAAAGGAAGAAAACAGUGAGGGCAAAGACACACAGGAAACAUCAGACACCCAGGAAAAGUCCCUGAAGAUGGGGAUGUCGCAGCCAGCAGCAGACACAGGAACUGCCAGUGAGCAUCACAGUGUGCUGCCAAUGCAAGAACCGGGCACAGAGGUUCAAAAAGGAUGUACUGGCUGACUUUUCUUGGGGUAUAUUGAGCAACUUCAUGGCUAUGUCUGGAGACCUGAUGCACAGUAGCUUGGGCAUGACAAACACCACCAUUUCUGGGCCCACUGUUCACCAUUACAGCAGAGUUCCAAAUUUUGUUUGCUCCCCCAUUUUGGACUUUGAUGCAGUUUAUCAGUUUUGGACAUAUAUAAGUUUUGCCUUUUUAAAUAGCUUCCUUUGAAAUAUUUUCAGUUUUCAAAUGUAAGUAAAUGAAGUUUUUAAAAGUAGGGAAAAAUGAUUUUCUCUCUACACAUAUAUAUGCUGUAUGGCAGACAAUGUGAAUCCUAAAUCUGGAGAAGAUCAUUUUAAAAUGGUUUAUACAGCAUCUUUGAUGAAUAUCUACUUGGACUAGUGUUGGGCUGGCAAAUCUGUAUAUGAAACACCUAACAGCUAAAGAUUAUUUUUCUAUAGGAUUUUUUGUGUGUGGUUUUUUUCGUGCUGGUGAGAAGUAGCAACUGAAGUACCAUAUCCACAGAACACUUACAGCAUGGGAAGUAAUAGUGCAAGCUUUCCUCAUACUACUCCACCACUGUGUUCAACUGUUACACUUGAUCCUUGCAAGUAAGUCAGUUGUCAUGACAUCUUCAGUCUUUGGACUCUACUGAGACUGCCAACAAGUGGCCAGUUAGAAUCACUUUUAAUUUUUUUGUGAAAUGGACACUUGUUUACUGCAAACUGGACUGAAAUAACCUAUACAUUUCAUGUAAGCUAGUGAACAGCCUAUGUAUGAUUGAGUUUCACUUACUAUGGCAGUGGUGGGCAACCUGUGGCCUGUUAGGGUAAUCUGCUGGCAGGCCGCCAGACCAUUUGUUUACAUUUGCACAGCCACCCACAACUCCCAAUGGCCGUGGUUCGCCUAUUGCCUAGGCUAAAUUUGAACUGGUGAACUAUCAUCCCAUGAAAAAAUUAUUUUAAGGAGCCAGGUUCUCUCCUUAGAGUGGGGGUUCUCAAACUGGGGGUCGUGACCCCCUCAGAGGGUCGCAAGGUUAUUACAAGGGGGUCACGAGCUGUCAGCCAUGCACAGGGUUGGCAGCCCGAGCCCUGCCAGCCCAGCUCCAUCCCCAACCCUGCUCCAGAAUUUAAAAGAGUGUUAAAUAUAAAAUCCUGUGUUUUUUAAUUUAUAAGGGGGGGUCCCACUCAGAGGCUUGCUGUAUGAAGGAGUUUGCCAAUAUAAAAAGUUUGAGAACCACUGCCUUAGAGCAUUUAGAAGGAGUGUUUGAAAGGACUGGAUAACAGCAGAAGUACUCAGAUACUAUGGUGAUGAGGCCAUAUAAGUGCUUGGAGCUGGCAUUUAGGGUUCUGUUAAAACUUUCAAAGGACUAGCUGGCUCAGGGGACUAGUUGUGGUUGGGCUAUGGAGCCAUUUACCUCCAGAUUGCAUUAGCUAUUGAUUAGUCUACAUGAAAUGGGUUUGGGGGAGUAUCACAAUCCCAUUCCUGACGGACAGGUGUCCCCCUCACUAAAACCACCAGCACAUUAUCUGACACCCAACACCGCCCCUGACCCGACAGUAUCACUGAAGAGGCCAAAGUCUGAAAUGGCCGUGGAGACUGAACUCCCUUUCAUCUUUGAAGCAGUUGCACCAGGACAGGGGUUAGACACACUGGCAAGGCUGAGAGUGAUGGAACCUGGCUCUGCUGCACCUGCUCUGUGGAUGGAGAUCUAUGAGGCAGAGGGUCAUUCUGUUCUGUGUUUGUACAGAGCCUACCACAAUGGGAUCCUAAACCAUGACUGGAGCUCCUAGGCACUACAGCUAUACAAAUAAAUAAUAUCCUAUGUGUCACCUUUUACCCGUACUAAAGUCAUAAAAGACAAAUGGAUUUAUGUUCUACUUAAUGUGUCCUGCCUCCCAUCCUCCCAGAUGAAAGCACUAAGGUAUUGUUCAUUCAAAACCAGUGAAAAGUGACUGGUGUUGCCAUUUGUACCUAGAAGAGGUUUCUCAGUAUAUGCAACCCUCACACCCUCUCUGAGCCAUGUCAGCAAGUGUCAUCACCUUUGAAAUAUGUUUCAAUCGGCUUGCUUGGACUUGUAUCCCAGGCCAGGCUGCAGGCAUCACAAUAACACUUCUUUUCUCAGCUGAUGUAUCUGGACGUGUGUGAUUGUCCAUUACUGUAUAUAUGCGUGUGCAUGUUUAGAGAAUGUGUGUGCUGGUCAAGAGGGUGGAAUUUGUCCCCCUCAUCUUGAAAAUAUAAUGGAAAAACAGAGGAAAUAAAACAGUGGAGUUGAAAAGAAAAAUAAGUGUUUCUUCCUGGGGAGCUGCAGAAGCCCAAACCAGGAUGGGUAGAGCUGGUAGCAGCAGGCAGAAUGAGGGUGGGAUUACAACAAGUGGAUAGUGUAGUGUUAAACCAUCAAGUUUGAAAUUUGUGGACUCCCUGGAGCUAGGUCCCAGUACUGAUAGCUCUGACUUAACUAUUCAUCCUCUUAAAGUUCACUAUGUGAAGGUCUUCAGGAUGAGAUCUUAAAAACACAAAUCCUACCUGUGUAGCCAUUAAAGAUUCCAUGGUACGAAUAAAGGUUUUCCUUCAGACAAAAUUGCCCCUCCACACCCACAAUGGUGUAGCAGGUAUGAUGUCACUCUCUGCUUCCAUGUGGCAGACGCUACUUAAAGGGGCUCUGUCAUAAAUAUAAAGGGAAGGGUAAACCCCUUUAAAAUCCCUCCUGGCCAGGGGAAAGCUCCUCUCACCUGUAAAGGGUUAAGAAGCUAAAGGUAACCUCGCUGGCACCUGACCAAAAUGACCAAUGAGGAGACAAGAUACUUUCAAAAGCUGGGAGGAGGGAGAGAAACAAAGGGUCUGUGUGUCUGUCUAUAUGCUGGUCUUUACCGGGGAUAGACCAGGAAUGGAGUCUUAGAACUUUUAGUAAGUAAUCUAGCUAGGUAUGUGUUAGAUUAUGAUUUCUUUAAAUGGCUGAGAAAAGAAUUGUGCUGAAUA
Molecule: messenger RNA, 4333 nt
Organism: Caretta caretta (loggerhead turtle)
Lineage: Eukaryota; Metazoa; Chordata; Testudines; Cheloniidae
Gene: RCSD1
Product: RCSD domain containing 1
Source: RefSeq, a predicted model, not a curated record